ACGGUGGAUAUGAAUAUAAAAACCGAGCAUGUGGGCCUGCGGACGGCUUUAUGCAACCUCAUCAUCGCUAGCGUAACUGAUGAGGGAGCCGACGUGUACCUGGCGCUCGGCACUAUGCAUUAUAUGGUUCAAAACAAGCAAGCUCGUUACAAAGUCAGCGCGUGGGAGCCCGCACUUGAAGAGAUUUUUCGACACCACCCCUCUGCAAAGCUGGCGUACACUGGACUGCUUGAUAUUAACGACUUUACUACGGAUGGUUUCUACGUGCAGAAGCACCUUGGAGAGUUCUUUCCGACGUUUUCGGAGAUCCUCCGAUCGCCUCACCCACAUCGACAACCGGUGUUCAUUGUCAUGUUCCAACCUUCACCGGUCCCCUAUGGCGGCGAUUUUCAGAGUUCACGCAGAAGGUCAACAUCUUUAGUUGACCUGUCAGCGACGUCUUCCGGGCGACUGCAGUUUCCGAUAGUGCCAGAAGAUUUUAACUUGCGCGUCUAUCUACAGCGCCUCAAGUUGUGGUUUACAGACACAGCACAAUCUUUGCAAUAUUUUGAAAUCGAAGUUCCGAGUUACGGAGUCGGAUAUCGCGAGAAGUGCACAGAAGUGUCAUCAUCUCUGAUGGAGCGUGCGAAGCUAUUGGCUGUGUUCGUAUCCGAGCAGAUGAGCGGGUUGACACAAGAGAGAGAUUGCUCCAUGCCCACUGUUGAUUUGCACUUGACCAAGUUGAUGACGGAAUUAAACUCGCGUGUAAUUGGCCUGGGCUGGGUCCGAGUGGGCAGCGAGCUCGAGCGAGCGAUUCUUUACAAGGUGCUCGCUGACCGCAUCGGUCUACCCUGCGCGCUCUACAGAACAUCCAGCGCACACGCUUGGUGUGAGGUCGCUAUGCCUGAGUUAAACACGGAGGAGCAAGAUGAGGAAGUCUCAAUAAACCAAUAUCCAGCAGGUCUCCGUCGCAUGAAUUACGUAGUGGAUCUCACAUUACAACCAGGCCAGCUGCACCAAGUGGGCAGUGUCGAGGCUCGUAGAAUAUGCGGACCGAAAUGCACGCCAUCGUUCGUUGCGCGUAACUCGCCGCGAGCGUGUGUUUGUGAACGCCAUGACAAGGAUAAUUUGUCUAACGAUGAUUCUAGAGUCAGUUAGUCCUAAAGACAAAUAAUGUUUACCUAUCCAUGACUUUAUUUUACUUUAUGCAUAGACA
This is a messenger RNA of Hyposmocoma kahamanoa, 1195 nucleotides long. RefSeq lists its product as uncharacterized. NCBI's taxonomy places the organism in Eukaryota, Metazoa, Arthropoda, Insecta, Lepidoptera, Cosmopterigidae. The transcript has 8 exons. The annotation marks the transcript as partial. The record is from RefSeq and is a predicted model, not a curated record.